Messenger RNA from Colossoma macropomum (tambaqui), 1585 nucleotides. Its product is annotated as alcohol dehydrogenase class-3-like. The record is from RefSeq and is a predicted model, not a curated record. Lineage: Eukaryota; Metazoa; Chordata; Actinopteri; Characiformes; Serrasalmidae. Gene Ontology annotation, molecular function: S-(hydroxymethyl)glutathione dehydrogenase [NAD(P)+] activity; zinc ion binding. Gene Ontology annotation, cellular component: cytosol. Gene Ontology annotation, biological process: formaldehyde catabolic process. The transcript is spliced from 10 exons. Bases 268 to 1404 code for a protein of 378 amino acids.
UUCUCCCUUUUGCACAGUCUGUCCAGUUUAAAGGUCAGUAGGGAUUGUUUUUACAAUCUAAAUUCGGAAUUCAGCCUUUACAGGCGUUAGAGCUCAGAAGACUCACAGAACUUCUCUUCACUCAGUGACGCUCAGAAAAUGCAGUCAGACCACGAAAUUCACAAAACACUGAAAUAAACAUAUUUCUGUUGAGUUUUGACAUGAGGGUUGAGCAGCUGUGAAAGAAGCUUCAUACUUUUGCAGAAAGAAGGAUCGAUUGUGAGUGAGAUGGCAACUGAAAAUAAGGUGAUCAAAUGUAAGGCUGCAGUGGCCUGGGAGCCAGGAAAGCCGCUCUGUGUUGAAGAAGUGGAGGUCGCUCCACCCAAAGCUCAUGAAGUGAGAAUUAAGAUGGUGGCGAGCGGUGUGUGUCACACGGACUGGGGGUUCUUGUAUGAGUACCGUAAAGGAAUGAGGCCUCGCCCCUUCCCUCUGGUGCUAGGACAUGAGGGGGCCGGGGUGGUGGAGAGCGUCGGGCCGGGGGUGUGUGGAUUCUCUCCAGGAGAUAAAGUGAUCCCCCUGUUCAUGUCUCAGUGUAAAGAGUGCGAGUUCUGCCUGAGUCCAAAAACAAACCUGUGCCCUAAAAACCGGAAGAAAACUCAGCAGGGUGUUUUGGAGGAUGGCUCAAGCAGGAUCACCUGUAGGGGGCAGCAGGUGUACCAGUUCACCAGCAUCAGCUGCUUCAGUGAGUAUACGGUGGUGUCCAAAUACAACAUCACCAAAAUCCACCCGGACGCUCCGCUGGACAAGGUUUGCCUGCUGGGCUGCGGAGUGUCCACCGGAUACGGAGCUGCUCUAAACACAGGAAAGGUUGAAACCGGCUCCUCCUGUGCUGUGUUUGGUUUGGGUGCUGUGGGUUUGGCUGCUGUUAUGGGCUGCAAGGCUGCCGGUGCCAGCAGGAUCAUCGGCGUCGACAUCAAUCCAGCUAAGAUGGAGAUCAGCAGGAAGUUUGGAGUCACUGAGUUUGUAAACCCCAAAGACCACGAUAAACCCAUUCAGGAGGUUCUGAUGGAGAUGACCGGUGGAGGCCUGGACUACUGUUUUGAGUGUGUGGGGAACGUGGCCGUUAUGAGGGUGGCGUUGGAAUCCUGUAAACCUGCGUGGGGUACCUGUGUGAUUGUGGGCUGGACAGAGCUGGGGGAAAUUACACUGACUCCCAUGGACAUCCUAGUAGGACGAACUCUGAAAGGCAGCUUCUUUGGUGGCUGGAAGGGUGUGGAUUCAGUGCCCAGGCUGGUGGAGGACUACAUGAGCGGCCGACUGAUGCUGGAUGAGUUUGUGACACACACGCUCUCACUGGAGCAGAUUAACCUGGCCUUUGACCUGAUGGUCAGUGGCAAGAGCAUCCGCUCAGUGAUAAAGAUGUGAGCUGAAGCAGUGUAUGUUGACAUACUGUAUCAAAUCCUAGUUCUGCAGCCUUGACAACAGCAUCAGUCGCCAUAACGACAAGAUCAGUCACCAUAGCAACAGCAUCAGUCUGCUGCGGUCCCAGGAAACCAUUCCUAAUUAAUAAUGUACCGCUUCAUACAAAAAAAAAGAAAAUUCUUCA